UUUUUUCUUACAAUUGGCUGUUCCCACCCACAUUCUCUCUAGAUAUAAAUAGAAAAAAAAAAAAAGGCUUCAUUAGGAAGGCAGGACAUUUGAGCUACCUGUACUUGAUCCUUGACGAGGGAAUCCAAGAGGUGGAAACCAUCCCCUUUUCAACCCUUUAUAAGCCAGGUCCCUGAGGCAGCGGAAGCAUACCUGGGUGUCGUUCCUCUGUGCCCUUUUCCUGGUUCAUCUCGGAGGCAAAUCUGCAACCGCCUCUCCUCUCUUCCGUGCGGCCAGGGGGUACAAUGAGCAUCACAGACGUGCUCAGCGCUGACGACAUCGCAGCCGCCCUGCAGGAAUGCCAAGACCCAGAUACUUUUGAACCCCAAAAAUUCUUCCAGACAUCAGGCCUCUCCAAGAUGUCGGCCAGUCAGGUGAAGGACGUCUUCCGGUUCUUAGACAACGACCAGAGCGGAUACCUGGAUGAAGACGAGCUUAAGUUUUUCCUCCAGAAGUUCGAGAGUGGUGCUAGAGAACUGACCGAGUCAGAGACCAAGUCCCUGAUGGCCGCUGCAGACAAUGAUGGAGAUGGAAAAAUUGGGGCUGACGAAUUCCAGGAAAUGGUGCACUCUUAGAAGCCAGGCAGGCUUUGGCCUGCUCUAUGGAGAAAAAAAGGAGAGGGGAUGUGCAGCUGCAAGGCCUCCACAGCCCCGGGCAACGGGAACCCCCACAUCCUGCCCCGAACUCGCUGAGUGAUUGACUCCCCCUGACAAGCUUCUACAGCGUGCCCCCCGUUCUAGCGAGGUAAGAAGACGGCCGUCCACGCCUCUCUCGGUGGCGGGGAGCGCCCUCGUGACUUCUGUGAGGCCCUCUGCAGCACUGGCUAUGAGAAUCACCCAAUAAAGACGCGUUUCUC
Messenger RNA from Oryctolagus cuniculus (rabbit), 895 nucleotides. It is a transcript of the gene OCM, whose product is annotated as oncomodulin. Gene Ontology annotation, cellular component: cytoplasm. NCBI's taxonomy places the organism in Eukaryota, Metazoa, Chordata, Mammalia, Lagomorpha, Leporidae. Gene Ontology annotation, molecular function: calcium ion binding. The record is from RefSeq and is a predicted model, not a curated record.